AUGGCCGGCUCCUUCCUUCACUUCCGCAAUACUUGUCGACAAGAUCUCCUACACCAAACUCCGGUGUACUUCUCAGCCAACUGUUGUCUUUGUUCUGAACAAUUUGAACUUGAACAGUUUUCCAACAAGCAGACCAAGAACAAGCUAAAUUGGAAUACAGUUCCAACACUCUUUGACAUUCCUAACCCGCCGAAACGUCUGUCUUCCCAACGCAGGUUACUCAAGAGGAAGAAUGAGAACCUCCCAUCCUCACCAAUGCCUUUAAAACAGCAAAGAGUGUCACACAACAUACAGGCUGAACAUUCUUGUUGCUCAGCUGCAGGCCAAAUUCAUCAGAAAGAACCCAGCAGUGUCUCUACAACUCCUGAAACACCUGAUCUUCAAUUCACACCAAAUGUAAAUGACAGCAGAGCUCUGAAGAAGGAAAGACAGCUUACUUUCCGCCUCAAAAAAAAGAAUACAACAGUGGGAAAGAAUACUACAGAAAGUAAGACAAUUAGUGACUUGAUCAGAGGGGCUGGUGAAUUUUUACAAGAACCAGCACUGUCUUUGCGUCGCAGUUGCGUAAUGUGUCCAGACGUAGAAGUGAAAGGGGAAGACGAUGGAGUUAUUCAGACAAGGUAG
Amblyraja radiata (thorny skate) is the source of this 624-nucleotide messenger RNA. RefSeq lists its product as uncharacterized. The record is from RefSeq and is a predicted model, not a curated record. NCBI's taxonomy places the organism in Eukaryota, Metazoa, Chordata, Chondrichthyes, Rajiformes, Rajidae. The coding region runs from base 1 to 624 and encodes 207 amino acids. The transcript is spliced from 3 exons.